UAUUUUAGUCAACUCGCUUUAAAUAUAAAUUUUUUUAAGCAUGUCCGAGUUUGAAUUAGAAGAUAGCGGCUCAGAAUUCGAUUCGGAUGACAAUUCCGAUGCAGAGCUGCAAGCGGCUUUCGAGCGUGGCGAUCUAAAACCGGGUCUCAAUGUGGAAUUUAAUGGACAGCGGAACAAAAUCAAUGACAUUACCAAACUGUUGGCCAAAACACAAGCGAUACGCUUGGAUCUGCCGUGGGUAGAACGCCUCGAUAUGAUCAACAAUCUGGCGCCUUUGGCCCCCGAGCUCGCCGUGCAGCUGGAGAAGCACGAACAGAAGCGUGCCAAUCAGUUUAAGGGCAAUGCCAAGAUACCGUAUGUACGGCCCGAGGAGGAUCCGGUGCUGAAUGAUUUUAAGCGCGAGAUGAUGUUCCAUCGUCAGGCACAGAGCGCCGUGCUCGAAGGCAUCCAGCGACUGCAUGCGCUGGGCCUCAAGACACGACGACCCGACGAUUACUUUGCCGAAAUGGCCAAGACGGACGAACAUAUGCAAAAGGUGCGUUCCAAUCUGAUGGCCAAGCAGCAGGGCCAACAGAAAUCGGAGCGCAUCAAACAGAUCCGGGAACAGCGUAAAAUGGGCAAAAUGCUAGCCAAGCAGACGAAAGUGCAACGCGAGGCGGAAAAGAAGGAGAUGCUCGAUAAGUUGAAAAAGUUCCGCAAGGGUAAACUGAAGAACUUGGAUUUCCUUGAGGAUGCCAAGGCGCUGGAAUCGAAGCAGAAACAAACGGCAGCCAACCGCAAGUUGCGCAACAAAAAGUUCGGUUUUGGUGGCAAGAAGAAGGGCCUCAAGCGCAACACAAAAUCCUCGGCAGCCGGUCUCGACUCGGAGAAGUCCACUCGCCGGCAACGGGGCGUCAAAGCGGGCGCCUCGGUCAACAAGCGAUUGGGCAAAUCCCGGCGCAUGAAAGCAAAAGGCAAAAAGUGAAUUGUGAAAAUCACUUUUGUGCAUAUGAUUAAAUAGAUUUAAAUUUAUAAUUACUAAAUACAUUUUGUAUAUGUUCAUUAAAACAAUUUUCCUAACGAAACGCGCAUAAGAAGAUCUCUCUCUCUCUCUCUUAUAAGCUAUA
This is a messenger RNA of Drosophila grimshawi, 1106 nucleotides long. RefSeq names its product probable rRNA-processing protein EBP2 homolog. Gene Ontology annotation, biological process: rRNA processing; ribosomal large subunit biogenesis. NCBI's taxonomy places the organism in Eukaryota, Metazoa, Arthropoda, Insecta, Diptera, Drosophilidae. Bases 41 to 964 code for a protein of 307 amino acids. The record is from RefSeq and is a predicted model, not a curated record. The transcript is spliced from 3 exons. Gene Ontology annotation, cellular component: nucleolus; preribosome, large subunit precursor; nuclear periphery.